GAAGGCUUCUUCCCCUUUCUCGUGCACUCUAGUAAUGCUGCCCACCUAGGGCGACUGGGCGAGUCAGUACUUCAGACUUGAGUCCACCCAGCCAGCCAAGACACGCAGCGCAGGCGCAUCCCAGCCAGAUUCAACCCGAGUUCGCGACGAGAGCACGAGAUGGCGAUGCGGACAGCGCUGACCUCCCUCCCCGCGCGCCUGCGCGCCCCUGCGCCCCCCGCGGCGACGGGCGGCCGGCGCCUCCUCAGCGACGGGAAGGGGCGUGUGCUCAGCGAGGAGGAGCGCGCCAAGGAGAGCAUCUACAUCCAGAAGAUGGAGAGGGAGCGGCAGGAGAAGCUGAAGAAGAGGCUCGAGCAGGAGAAGGCCGACUCCGACAAGGCCAAGCCCGCCGACGCCGACAAGAAUUAUGGAUAUGGAGCACGACCAGGACGAAGGCUGAGCCAGACGAAGGUCGGGGGCAGCCGAAGCUGUACGCAGGGAAGCUUCGGCGCGAUGGCACAAGGGGGAACCGACCUUAAGAUGAAAAGACUUCGGGGUCCUCAAUAGAUUUCCAUAAACCGUUAACAAAUGUAAUGGACAUGGAUGUAAUUUUACGUGGGCUGCGUCCCGCGUCUAUAAAUAGAUGAACAGUACUCCCGUACUGUUCACGCUGACCUUACAUUUGCUUUUGCGUCACGCCUGUACUUUUUACCUUCUCUCAGGACCGAAGGUACAUUUGUAAUUUGAAAUCAUUUCUAUUUUCCCAUGUUAAUAAAAUAGAAAUGAUCCCAUGAUGAUGCUUA
This is a messenger RNA of Zea mays, 782 nucleotides long. RefSeq lists its product as uncharacterized. NCBI's taxonomy places the organism in Eukaryota, Viridiplantae, Streptophyta, Magnoliopsida, Poales, Poaceae. The transcript has 3 exons. The record is from RefSeq and is a predicted model, not a curated record. Gene Ontology annotation, cellular component: mitochondrion; respiratory chain complex I. Gene Ontology annotation, biological process: negative regulation of ATP-dependent activity. Gene Ontology annotation, molecular function: ATPase inhibitor activity. The coding region runs from base 160 to 546 and encodes 128 amino acids.